Molecule: messenger RNA, 1104 nt
Organism: Sodiomyces alkalinus F11
Lineage: Eukaryota; Fungi; Ascomycota; Sordariomycetes; Glomerellales; Plectosphaerellaceae
Exons: 2
Coding region: 59-769 (236 amino acids)
Source: RefSeq, a predicted model, not a curated record
CACCAAUGCCGGCAUCACCAAAUAAUACCAUUUUGACUGCAUAGUCUUCUGAAACAACAUGGCAUCAGAAAUCACCAGCUCGAUACGUACAGAUCAUCUUUUCUGGGCACAGUAUGGUGCCACCUCGGUCGUCCCCUCCAGUAUAGGCCAGAGCUGCUUAGCGCUCGCAACUAUAACCCCUCUCCUCGCCUACCCUUUCCUCCCCCAUCGUAACCGGGUGUCUGGGGACUAUAACCCUGCAGGCUGCUUGGUUACUAUUUCCAGGUGCCAGCUAUUAUUUCAUCUUAUCCUUACCUUAUUCUCCGUCCGCGACGUCGCGAAUAAAUCGAUAGCCACCCCGAUCCCUACUAAUACCUGGCCGCUUUUUUUAAGCAUCUUCAUCCACUCGGCAAGCUAUCCCGCUACUUCCUUCUCAGCGAAUAAUCGCCUGAGGCCUUCGGAUUUUAAUCUGGCAGGCCACUGGGCCUGCUACUCCCUCCUAUACUUCUUAUUUCGAGCCUUCGAUACUAUCAUCGGCCUGAGCCCCUCAUACGCCUUCGUUAUAGCGGCGCUUAUUAUAUUUCCUAUCAGCGAGAGGCUUACGAAGUAUGUGACGAAACACACACAUACUUAUAUUACGCGGAAUAUUUCCUCUCUUAGCUGGCUUUGGCCAACGCGUGGAGCGGAUGAUUUCGAUCCGGGCUGGAGUGUUAUACUGUUUAUUGCUCUUCUCAUUGAGCAGGCUAUAUUAAUUCCUAUAGCCCUCGCGGACGCGUUGAGAAAUCGAUAAUCUUUAAGGUUGCUUCACUUUAAUCUGCAUCGUAAGGUGUUUCGCAGCCUCGGCAAUUGCCGUUGAUGAGAAGCCCCAAUACAAUACGCGAGGGACAAAAAGCAGCACAGAAAUAGGCUGCUUACUGAAGGAGGUUGGUUGCAGCAGUCUUCACAUAGAGGAAAUCAGAAACAUGUCCGCGCAAGCAAGAACAGUCAGUUGCGGAGUCGUCAUGAGCGGGAGAGUCUGCCAUAUUCUAGGAGGCCCGUUGCUUCAGUCUUGAGAGGCCCUGGAAGCUUCCACUUUUCCGCUUCUCCAGCAUCUUAAAGGUCUAAGACCAGCAGCACCUGACGACC